AUGGAGCACGAUCCUUUGACAUAAUUUUUGCAUCUACUCAAAUAAAAGCAAGCAAUUAAUGAGAAAUAAUUCUGGGAAUUGAGUAAUGAAGAAGGGCAUUCUGCAGAAUAAGAAAUAGCAUUAGCAAAAGAAUUAAUGAUUUAAGAGAGACAUAUUUAAUUGAUUGAUUAAACUAUAAAGUAAAUUAGAUUAUAUGAUUUUAGAUUGAGAAAUCAAGAUAAAACUUUGAAUUUUGCAUUCCCUAUGAAAUAUGCUAUGAAUUUAAUAUAAAAUCCUGAUAUAAUAGAAGAAUACAAGUAGUAUAAUAUUAUUGAUGUUUCAGAAGAAUUCGAAAAGAUUGUAAUAAAUUAUGUUAUUAUAAAUUUAGAAUUUUAAUACCAUCACUGAAGAACAGGUUAAAGGCUUUUUGAUUAUGAAAUUUGAUGAUACAGCUAGUUAAAGGAGUGAUGCAUGGGAAGAUGAUUUAGGUGAAGUAGUUGAAGUUGAUAAUCAAGAAUUAGAAGACUUAGAAAAAGAAGUUGAUUAAUAGGAAGAGAAAAUAAUGGAAGAAGAAGAAUAAAUGAUUAAAUAAUAGCCUGAAUUAUUAGAAUAAAUUGAAGAAAAUCAUAUUGAUCCUAAUUGGAAAAUUGAUGAAUCUAAAGCCUAAUUGAAAAUUCAUAAUAAAGUUAUAUGCACUUUUGCUUAGAAUCCUGUUUCAAAAGAUACAAUAGCAAGUGGUUCUGAAGAUGAUCAUCUAAAAAUUAUUAAACUUUCUACUCAAAAAAUAAUAUUUGAAAAGAAAUAUGAUGAAACUGUAGGUUUAGUAGAUUUUAGUUAUGAUGGCAAAUAUGUUGCUGCUGGUAUACUAACAGGAAAGAUUUAUAUUUAUUUAUUGAAUGAUAUGAGUGAAAAAAUACUUGAUGGAAGUCAAACAGAACCUAGUGUAUUAAAAUGGCAUCCAAAAGGAAAUGUUAUAUUAGCAGGAUUCUAAGAUUCUACUUUAUGGAUGUGGAAUGGAGUUAAUGGUGAAGUAAUGAGUGUAUUUGCAGGCCAUGAAGCAGAAAUUACUUGUGGUGGUUUCACUCUAGAUGGAAAAUUAGUUGUUAGUGGUUCUGCUGAUCAAUCAUUUAGAAUUUGGAAACCAAAUACUUCUGAAUAAGUUGUAAAAAUAAGUGCAGUUGCACAUAAACAUAAUUAUCAUAAGGAUGAUGUUGUUUGUUUUGUAUAACAUCAUAAAUAACCAAUCAUUGCAACUGGUAGUAGUGAUUCAACUAUUGCAUUUAUCAAUUUUGAAGAUGGAAAAGUAAAUUCUAAUCUAAUUAUUAGGUUAUUGGUAAAAGUGAUCCUUUAGGAGAUAGUAUUGUUGAAUUAUGUUUUAUUGGAACUAAUUAACCAAUUAUUGUUGCAGGAGAUAUGUCAGGUUCUAUAUAUAUCUAUAAUUGGAAUUAAAUGAAAUUAAUAGAAAAACUAUGUUUGUGCAAAGUAAUAUAUAACUUAUCUUUAAUUAGAAUUCAAUCACAAAAAUUUUAUUUUAAUACCAACAUUUCUAAAUCUCUAGUUUAGAUGGUAAAAUAGUUACAUUUGAUGUAAGAUAAAUGCACAAUUACAAAGUAAUUUAAGCUAAAUCAGGAAUUUAUGAAAUGAUAGUUGAAGAAGGAUGGAUUUUAAUAGGAUGUGAAAAUGGUUUUGUAUAUGUUUAUUGA
Messenger RNA from Paramecium pentaurelia, 1682 nucleotides. Lineage: Eukaryota; Ciliophora; Oligohymenophorea; Peniculida; Parameciidae. The record is from the annotation of a GenBank genome assembly.